AUGUCCAAAAAGCUUUCAGGUUCAGGAAAUAAGCUCAUCGCAGUUAUUGGAGACACAGACACUGUAACUGGUUUUCUUUUAACUGGAAUAGGUGAAAGAAACAUAAAGGGAGAAUCCAACUUUUUAAUUGUCGAGCCAGAUACAAAAGAAAAACUAAUAGAAGAUACUUUUAAUGCAUUUUUGAGAAAUCCUAGUAUUGCAGUUAUCCUUGUUAAUUAACAUAUUGCAGAAAAAUAUCUUAGACAUAUUAUUUCUAAUUAUGAAGAAAUUAUUCCCACAAUUCUAGAAAUUCCAAGUAAAGAUAAGGUUUAUGAGCCUAAAAAGGAUUCUAUUAUGUAAAGAGCAAACAAAUUACUUUAUGGUAGUGAAAUAAAAUGA
This is a messenger RNA of Ichthyophthirius multifiliis, 378 nucleotides long. RefSeq lists its product as hypothetical. The transcript has 5 exons. Gene Ontology annotation, molecular function: proton-transporting ATPase activity, rotational mechanism. NCBI's taxonomy places the organism in Eukaryota, Ciliophora, Oligohymenophorea, Hymenostomatida. Gene Ontology annotation, cellular component: membrane; proton-transporting V-type ATPase, V1 domain. Gene Ontology annotation, biological process: proton transmembrane transport. The record is from RefSeq and is a predicted model, not a curated record.